This is a messenger RNA of Dermacentor silvarum, 486 nucleotides long. Its product is annotated as sodium-dependent dicarboxylate transporter SdcS-like. The transcript has 3 exons. The coding region runs from base 19 to 486 and encodes 155 amino acids. NCBI's taxonomy places the organism in Eukaryota, Metazoa, Arthropoda, Arachnida, Ixodida, Ixodidae. The record is from RefSeq and is a predicted model, not a curated record.
GGCGUGUUCAGGGCCCUGAUGGACUGGUCGCGGCAGCUGUCGGCCAACGCGGUCUGGGUCGAGCUGUUCUUCCUCUUCCUGACGGCCACCGCCUCCGAGGUGACCACCGUCAAGGACAGGCUGCCCGAGUUCUACUACAUCGCGGGCAACGUGAGCCAGCUGACGGACAUGCACCCGCUGAGGCUCAUGCUCCCGGUGUCGGCGGCGUCCGAGUUCAACUACAUGAUGCCGUCGUCGGGCGCGCGGAACGCCAUCAUCUUCGAAAUCUCCUACAUCUCCGCGCUAGAGAUGAUUCUGCCGGGUCUGCUGAUGAAGAUCGUCUCUUGCUUCCUCUACCUGGGCAUCCUCAACUCGGUCGGCGACAUCAUGAUGGGCGACGAGGUGCUCGCCGUUGUCAACACCACGAUCGCAGCCACGCUGGCGUCCACCUCCUCGGCCAGUGGGUCCGUUUCCGCCAGGAACUUGCUGUUCGACAAUAAACUCUGA